AUGGCACUGUGCAUCCUUGGUAAAGUGGCCAGCGACAUCAAGACAAACAAGUUCUUCACGAUCAUGGCUGACGAGACAACAGACAAGUCCAACCAAGAACAAGUGGUGUUAGUCUUCAGACACGUGGACAAGGACUUAAAUGUGCACGAGGACUUUGUUGGGUUUCACCGAGUACAUUCCAUUGACGCCACUACACUGACAUCGGUCAUAGAAGACACUCUUCUAAGAAUGAACCUAUCUUUGAGCCAGUGCAGAGGGCAGUGUUAUGACGGGGCCAGCAACAUGACCGGAGCGAAGUGUGGUGUGGCGAACAACAUCUUAGCCAAGGAGAUGCGAGCUGUGGUCACGCACUGCUACGGACAUGCGCUCAAUCUGGCUGUUGGGGACUGUGUACGUCAGUGCAAGGUCUUGCGCAACACCAUGGAUACGGUGCAUGAAGUCUCCAAACUGAUGAAGUAUUCACCAAAGAGGGACAGUACCUUACAGACCCUGAAGGAGGAGAUGAGCCCCGAUAUCCCUGGGUUUCGUGUACUGUGCCCCACAAGAUGGACAGUGCGUGCAGCAAGCCUGCGAAGUGUCAUUGACAACUACACUGUGUUACAGACCUUGUGGGACACCUGCUACGAGCAGACCAACGACUUGGAUAUCCGUUCCAGGAUAGUAGGCAGUGCGGUCCCAGAUGGAGAGCUUCGACCUCUUCUUUGGUGUCCACCUGGGUCACAUCAUCCUGCGACAUACAGACAACUUGAGCCGCACCCUACAAUAGAAGGACAUGUCCGCAUCAGAGGGUUGCUUCAAUGA
Molecule: messenger RNA, 801 nt
Organism: Dreissena polymorpha
Lineage: Eukaryota; Metazoa; Mollusca; Bivalvia; Myida; Dreissenidae
Product: 52 kDa repressor of the inhibitor of the protein kinase-like
Exons: 1
Coding region: 1-801 (266 amino acids)
Source: RefSeq, a predicted model, not a curated record